Molecule: messenger RNA, 393 nt
Organism: Malus domestica (apple)
Lineage: Eukaryota; Viridiplantae; Streptophyta; Magnoliopsida; Rosales; Rosaceae
Source: RefSeq, a predicted model, not a curated record
AUGGACAUCGAUGCCGCAGGACUUCAUGGAAAGCUUCAAUUGAAUGAGCUUGAGGAAGUUAGGAAUGAAGCUUACGAGAAUGCUCGCAUUUACAAGGAGAAAACGAAGGCAUUCCAUGACAAGAUGAUUCGUAGCAAGACGUUCUCUAUCGGGCAGAAAGUGUUACUUUUCAAUUCUCGCCUUCGGUUGUUUCCAAGUAAGUUGCGUUCUAAGUGGAUUGGUCCAUUUAUUGUUACUAAUGUUUUUCCGUAUGGUGCAAUUCAAAUUCAAAGUUUGAAGACGCAACAAGAAUUCAAAGUCAAUGGACAUCGUUUGAAGCCAUAUUUCACAACUUUUGAGGAGAAGGCCGUGGAGGAAGUCUCCCUCCAUGCUGUGGGCACUAUUCAAGCUUGA